AUGGUUGCAACUCUUAUUGAUCUAUCAGUGAAUCAGUUCUUAGGUAGCAUUCCAACCAGAAUUGGAGAUUUACAGAGCUUAGUCAAUCUUUCCUUAGCACAUAACAUACUGCAAGGGUUUAUUCUUGAGUUAAUGGGCAAGCUGCUGAACUUGGAGCGACUCGAUCUAAAUCACAACAAUCUUUCUGGAAUAUGUGGCGAUCCUUUAUAUGGUCUCCCACCCUGUCAUACUAUUGGAAAUGGUAGACAAAGGAGACGAAAAGUGAUGCUUGGAGUUGUAUUUGCUUUGUCGGGUACUAUAGCACUAAUUAUAGUUGCCAUGGCCUUGGCAUGUGCAGUUAAAAGUUACAGAAGGAAAAAUUUGGGGGAAAGUAUAACAGACUUUGCACCUCCCACAACUCUAUCGAGGGUCUCAUAUUAUGAGCUUAUGCAAACAACUGAAGGGCAUAGUGAAAGUCAUUUACUUGGAUCUGAGACUUUUGGCUUUGUCUAUAGAGGGACUCUUAAUAAUGGAAGGGAUGUGGCAAUUGUUCAUUGUGAUUUAAAGCCAAGUAAUGUACUGCUGGAUGACGACAUGGUUGCCCACUUGUGUGAUUUUGGAAUUGCCAAGUUACUGGAUGAGGGAGAAAGCAAUACACAUACUACAACCCUGGGAACAUUGGGUUACAUUGCACCAGAGUAUGGAUUGGAAGGAUUGGUGUCAAUAAGAUCAGAUGUUUAUAGCUAUGGUAUUAUGUUAAUGGAAAUAUUUACCAGUAUGAACCCAAGCAGCGAAAAGUUUUCUGGGGAAUUAAGCCUGAGAAGCUGGAUAAAUGAUUCUAUGCCCAAUGCUAUUACUCAAAUUAUAGAUUCCAACUUGUUGGCUCUAGAAGGAGAAUAUUACACAGAAAAGUUGAAAUGUUUGUCAUCUAUAAUGGAACUAGCUUUAAAUUGCUCCAUGGAAAGUGCAAAUGAGAGGGUGAAUAUGAAAGAAGUUGUCGUAGCAUUGAAGAAGAUCAGAUAG
Molecule: messenger RNA, 1002 nt
Organism: Fraxinus pennsylvanica
Lineage: Eukaryota; Viridiplantae; Streptophyta; Magnoliopsida; Lamiales; Oleaceae
Source: the annotation of a GenBank genome assembly